Molecule: messenger RNA, 1221 nt
Organism: Vicia villosa (hairy vetch)
Lineage: Eukaryota; Viridiplantae; Streptophyta; Magnoliopsida; Fabales; Fabaceae
Product: annexin-like protein RJ4
Exons: 6
Coding region: 90-1025 (311 amino acids)
Cellular component (GO): cytoplasm
Molecular function (GO): calcium-dependent phospholipid binding; calcium ion binding
Source: RefSeq, a predicted model, not a curated record
UAUAGGCUGGUGAUGAAAUCAAUCUCUAACAUUAUCACAUAAAUCUUGUUUAGAGAGAGAAAUUGAAGUUGAAGUUAGUAGUGUUUUUUAUGGCUACAUUAGUUUCAAUAAAAUCAUCUCCUCUUGAAGAUGCUGAGGCUCUCCAAAAGGCUUUUAAAGGAUGGGGCACUGAUGAGAAGAGUGUGAUAACAAUAUUGGGCCAUAGAAGUGUUUAUCAAAGACAACAAAUCAGAAAAGCUUAUGAGGAAAAAUACCAAGAGGAUCUCCUCAAACGCCUCGAAUCCGAAAUCUCUGGUGACUUCGAGAGAGCUGUGUACCGUUGGAUGCUGGAACCGGCCGAACGCGAUGCUGUUUUGGCCCAUGUUGCUAUCAAAGAUGGAAGCAAAGGUUACCAUGUUAUCAUUGAAGUUGUUAGUGUUCUUUCUCCUGAAGAAGUUUUGGCGCUGAGGCGCGCUUAUCAUAAUCGUUACAAGCAUUCUUUGGAGGAAGAUGUAGCUGCUCAUACCACUGGCCAUCUCCGCCAGCUAUUGGUUGGAUUGGUGAGCUCAUUUAGGUAUGGCGGGGAUGAGAUCAAUCCAAAAUUGGCGAAAACCGAAGCUGAUAUUCUUCAUGAAUCAAUCAAGGAGAAAAAAGGUAGCUAUGAAGAAGCCAUAAGAAUCCUUACUACAAGGAGCAAGACUCAGCUUUUGGCAACUUUCAAUCGUUACAAAGAUGACCAUGGCACUUCCAUAACCAAGAAACUUUUGGACAAUGCAUCUGAUGACUUUCACAAAGCAUUGCACACCGCAAUUCGAUGCAUAAGUGAUCACAAGAAGUACUAUGAAAAGGUUUUGCGUGGCGCGCUGAAAAGGAUUGGAACCGACGAGGAUGGACUGACCCGUGUUGUGGUAACUCGAGCUGAGAAGGAUUUGAAGGACAUCAAAGAGGUGUAUUAUAAGAGAAACAGUGUUCAUCUAGAAGAUGCAAUUGCUAAGGAGAUUUCUGGGGACUAUAAGAAGUUCAUUCUUACCUUGUUGGGGAAGUAAGGUUGAAGAAAUUGGCCUAGUUAAGAGUAUGUGUUGUAAUAAAGGGGUUUGUUAUGUUGGGUUCUUGUGGUGUGAUUUGGGUGAUUUCUCUAUUUAGAUUAUGUUUUCAUGAUCCUGAAUCAGUGAGAAAUGUUAUGUACUUUUGUUUUAAUAAAUUCCUAUGCUUGAAUUUGAAUGAAAGUUGGUAUUUUAGCAA